AUGAAAAAGGGCAGGAGGAACGACAAGGGUAAGAUGCUUGCGGGCAAGGCCGCGGCAAGGGCUCUCGUGUGGCUUCUGCUUCCUGUCCUCGUCUUCGUCGUGCUCAACUCCCAUCACAUGCCGCAGGUUCCUCUUCAAGCAACAACUCUUUAUUUGGUCGGUCAUGCAUCAAGCGAGCAGACGCCCGUCGGUGCACCACCUUCUCCCGCAUCAGGCGAUGAAACGCCCGUCAACGCACCACCUUCUCCCGCAACAAGCCACCAUCCUUCCCCCGCAUCACGCCCCGGCGUCGUCAGUGCCAACAAAAGUCAAGCCCGUCCACGAGAUACAGAUGUGGCAGCACCAAGAAGCAAGUCAAUUUGCAACUUCAGCAGUGACCGCAUGGACAUCUGUGCCAUGCAAGGCGACGUCCGUAUGCACGGCAAAUCUGCCACCGUCUACGUUGUCUCAGCGUCUGAAGACAGCUACCGGCCAGAGAACGGGACGGUGAAGAUCCGCCCGUAUCCGCGCAAGUCAGAGGAAGGAACGAUGCAUGCUAUCCGGGAGGUGACCAUCCGCUGGAGCGGGCUGGAUGCGCCACGGUGCACGGUGACGCACGACGUCCCCGCGGUGGUCUUCUCCACGGGCGCCUACCUCAACAACUUUUUCCACGCCAUGACCGACGGCAUCAUCCCUCUCUUCAACACUGUGAGGGAGUACGAUGGCCAUGUCCAGCUUGUGAUCACCGACUACAACCGCAAGUGGGUUGACAAGUUCCAACGCAUCCUCGCCGCGCUCUCCAGGUACCCGGUCAUCAACUUGGACGCCGAUGACAAGGUGCGUUGCUUCCCGUCGGUGCACGUCGGCACCGAAGGCCAUAAGGAGAUGGGGAUCAUCCCUGCUCUCUCCCGCAAGGGCUACACAAUGACGGACUUCCGGAACUUUCUUCGUUCGAUCUACUCGUUGAAGCGUGAGUGGUCGACCCCUGUAAACCGGACCUCCGGUGACAGGCCUCGCCUCCUCAUGAUUCUGCGCCGCAACUCGAGGGCGUUCGCGAAUGAGGCGGAGGCCGUCGCAGCUGCCACAGAGGUCGGCUUCGAGGUGGUGUCGGCAGAGCCGCAGGUCGUGAGCGACAUGGCCCGGUUCGCAGAGGUCGUGAACUCGUGCGACGUGAUGGUGGGCGUGCAUGGCGCGGGGCUCACCAACCUGGUGUUCCUCCCGCGCAACGCGACGUUGGUGCAGGUCGUCCCAUGGGGUGACAUGAGCUGGGGGUCCAAUGCUGCCUUUGGUGCACCGUCGGCUGACAUGGGGCUCCGGUACGUACAGUACGAGACGACCCCGGAGGAGACGACGCUCAAGUACAAAUACCCGAGGGACCAUGCCGUCUUCACCGACGUCGCCUCCAUAAACAGGCAGGGGUAUGGUAUGACGUGGGAGCUCUUCCUCAACGGCCAGAACAUCACUCUCGACAUCGACCGUUACAGAGGGGUGUUGCAGAAAAUCUACCAUGAUAGUAUAAUCGUCGAUCCUUCAUUUAGUCCUGACCCGGUCGUCGAAGCGCCACCUUCUCCCGCAUCAAGCGGCGACGUCCUCGAUGGGAUCAGAGAUCUCCAAAACGAGAAGGGGUUGCAAGCCAUGAACGCGGGAGUAGAUGCCUCUUUGAUAAAAUCAGAUGUGGCAGCACCAAGAAGCAAGUCAAUUUGCGACUUCAGCAGUGAACGCAUGGACAUAUGUGCCAUGCAAGGCGAUGUCCGUAUGCACGGCAAAUCCGCCACCGUGUACGUGGUCUCGGUGUCUGAUGAUAGCUACCGGCCAGAGAAUGGGACGGUGAAGAUCCGCCCAUACCCGCGUAAGUCGGAGGAAGGAACCAUGAAUGCUAUACGAGGGGUGACCAUCCGCUGGAGCGGCCUCGAUGCGCCACGGUGCACGGUGACGCACGACGUCCCCGCGGUGGUCUUCUCCACCGGCGCCUACCUCAGCAACUUUUUCCACGCCAUGACCGACGGCGUCAUCCCUCUCUUCAACACUGUGAGGGAGUACAAUGGUCACGUCCAGCUUGUGGUCACCGACUACAACCACAAGUGGGUCGACAAGUUCAAAGACAUCCUCGCCGCGCUCUCCAAGUACCCGGUCAUCAACUUGGACGCCGAUGACAAGGUGCGUUGCUUCCCGUCGGUGCACGUCGGCACCGAAGGCCAUAAGGAGAUGGGGAUCAUCCCUGCUCUCUCCCGCAAGGGCUACACAAUGACGGACUUCCGGAACUUUCUUCGUUCGAUCUACUCGUUGAAGCGUGAGUGGUCGACCCCUGUAAACCGGACCUCCGGUGACAGGCCUCGCCUCCUCAUGAUCCUGCGCCGCAACUCGAGGGCGUUCGUGAAUGAGGCGGAGGCCGUCGCAGCUGCCACAGAGGUCGGCUUCGAGGUGGUGUCGGCAGAGCCGCAUGUCGUGAGCGACAUGGCCCGGUUUGCAGAGGUUGUGAACUCAUGCGACGUGAUGGUGGGCGUGCAUGGCGCAGGGCUCACCAACCUGGUGUUCCUCCCGCGCAACGCGACGUUGGUGCAGGUCGUCCCGUGGGGCGACAUGAGCUGGGGAUCCAAUGCUGCCUUUGGUGCACCGUCGGCUGACAUGGGGCUCCGGUACGUCCAAUACGAGACGACCCCGGAGGAGACGACGCUCAAGUACAAAUACCCGAGGGACCAUGCUGUCUUCACCGAUGUCGCCUCCAUAAAUAGGCAGGGGUAUGGUAUGACGUGGGAGCUCUUCCUCAACGGCCAGAACAUCACCCUCGACAUCAACCGCUAUAGAGGGGUGUUCCAGCAAAUCUACCAGGAUAGUAUAAUGGUUGAUACUUCAGCUAACUAG
This is a messenger RNA of Triticum turgidum subsp. durum (durum wheat), 2841 nucleotides long. Lineage: Eukaryota; Viridiplantae; Streptophyta; Magnoliopsida; Poales; Poaceae. The record is from the annotation of a GenBank genome assembly.